Messenger RNA from Zingiber officinale, 1617 nucleotides. Its product is annotated as UDP-rhamnose/UDP-galactose transporter 6-like. Lineage: Eukaryota; Viridiplantae; Streptophyta; Magnoliopsida; Zingiberales; Zingiberaceae. The coding region runs from base 329 to 1339 and encodes 336 amino acids. Gene Ontology annotation, cellular component: Golgi apparatus. The record is from RefSeq and is a predicted model, not a curated record. Gene Ontology annotation, molecular function: UDP-galactose transmembrane transporter activity; antiporter activity. The transcript has 6 exons.
CGUAUUCGAGGUGCGUGGUUUAUCUAAGCUAGGGUUUUUGAUGUUUCUUGGCCGGAUCUAGUGAUUUUGAUCAACGGGUUAGAUGCUGGUCUUUCUUCUUGUACAUGCUCAGGCAGUGGGCAUUUGCUCGGGAGUUCAAUGAGUUCGAUUCGGACCGGGUUUUAGACUCCUGCUGAUGAGCAGUCGAUGAGAUCCAUUGGAUGUGCCGUUUAGAUCUAAGGUCUUUUUUUUUUUUUGAGAUUGUGAAGGUAGGAGCGUUUGUGUGGCAAUGUUAAUUGGUAUCAGGAGAUUUAGAGACAUUCUUUAAGAAGCGUACAAGGCAGAAAGUAUGGCACCUACAAGUAAGGCUGAUAGGAAGGCAGCAUUGGAUGCAGCUGCAUGGAUGUUCAAUAUUGUUACAUCGGUCGGAAUUAUCAUGGUCAAUAAGGCCUUAAUGGCAACAUAUGGCUUCACAUUUGCUACAACAUUGACGGGCCUACAUUUUGCCACGACCACACUUUUGACUCUUGUAUUUAGGUGGCUCGGAUACAUUCAACCUUCUCAUUUACCUUUAUCCAACCUUAUGAGAUUUGUUCUUUUUGGAAACUUAUCUAUCGUCGGAAUGAAUAUAAGUCUGAUGUGGAAUUCAGUUGGUUUUUAUCAGAUUGCAAAGCUGUGCAUGAUUCCAGUAUCAUGUCUUCUAGAAAUUGUGUUCGACAAAAUUCAAUACUCGAGGGCCACAAAGCUUAGCAUACUGAUAGUUCUUUUAGGUGUUGGCAUCUGUACAGUCACCGAUGUGAGCGUCAAUAUGAAAGGCCUCAUAGCUGCUAUUAUAGCAGUUUGGAGCACUGCUCUGCAACAAUAUUAUGUGCAUUUUCUUCAAAAGAAGUAUUCACUUGGAUCGUUCAACCUCCUUGGACAUACUGCCCCAUUUCAGGCUGCAUCACUGUUGGUAUUAGGCCCUUUUGUUGAUUAUUGGCUGACGAACAAAAGGGUGGAUGCAUUCGACUACAAUAUCACCUGUGUCUUCUUCAUCAUCCUCUCGUGCACCAUUGCCGUAGGAACCAAUCUCAGUCAGUUCAUUUGCAUAGGACGGUUCACUGCUGUCUCUUUUCAAGUCAUCGGACACAUGAAGACAAUCCUAGUCCUAGCCUUGGGAUUCUUCUUAUUCGGAAGAGAAGGCCUCAAUCUGCACGUUAUCUUUGGAAUGAUCUUGGCUGUUUUAGGUAUGAUCUGGUACGGAAAUGCAUCGUCUAAGCCAGGCGGGAAAGAGCGACGACUUUCGUACUCAUCGCCGACCAAUAAAUCUCAAAAGCAUGGGCUGCUAGCAGAAUCUGGAGAUCACAGUGACAAAGUAUAAUGCUCAGUAUAGUUCUAAAAAAUUACUCUUCACAUUCAGACUACUUCCCUCUCAGCUAUAGCAGUGCUUGUCAGUUAUGAUACUGCAGCAAAACAGGGAAGAGCAGAUGAUAUCUUUCCUCGAUACGUUAACAAACUCAAGAUUGGAGAUUACGCUGGACGAGGAACUAAAUUUUUUUCGUUUUUUGUUUUUUGUUUUUUGUUUUUAUUUAAAGGUCUGUAUUAGUUUCCCACCAAAAAGGAUCCUUUUAAUUUAUUGAUGGUUGUUUGUUGCUUGCA